GUGGCUGUCGGAGGCUUCGUCAGUUGUCAUGGCAACGCCCAAUUGUACUAUUCUCUGGGUUCGAUUCGCCAAAGAGCUGCUCCGAGCAGAAAGCCAGCACUUCAAUGCGUGCUCUGACCUCAUCAACACGAUCUGUGUGCACAUAGUGCAGCCACUGCUGGACAGCUCUCCUUCCGUUACCAUAGCAACGUGUCUGGUGGAGAUUCUGGUGCUGAUCACAAACUCCUCAGCGUCAAUCAAUCUGGCUCUGUAUCUGCCAGACAUCGCUGAUGUAGUGCUGGGGUGGUAUCUGGACGAGACCACACCUGCGCCCAUCCGCGAAGGCGCAAUGUUGUUCUACACGUCCUCGGCACUGCAGUGGAGGGUGCGGUUAGACGUGACCGUCGCACACAUCAACCAGAUCCUGACAGAUAUGAUGGUGGUAGCCAAUAGUAUUGCAUCUAAGAGAAACAAAGCGUCAAUCCGAUUGGACGUGUGCAAAUAUGCGGAGCAGUGCAUGUACGCGCAGGAUAUGGUGACUCAUCUAGCGCCAUUCGCAACUGUGCUGAGUAUCCUCAUUCAGGCUAUCGCAGACAAUCUGGGAGACGCCAACUUCACCCACCCCGCCCUACCCGACGACACGCAGCAGCGCAUCUACGAUUCCCGCCAAAACCUGACGCAGUCCUUCAUAGAGACGGCCAUACUCGCACGCGGUGCCACGUGCUUUGCCACAACUGUCAGUGUGCUAGUGGUUGACACCGUUCAUGACACCACUGACACUGACGGCAGGGGUGACGUCCCGGAAUCCGUCCCGGUAUUGUCCGCGGAAGAGGCGGGCAAUCGGCAGAAGAUCUUGCCGGUGGUGCUGAAGAUACAUGAUCUGAUAAGUGCAAUGUGUGAUCUGGUAGAUCCCGUGGCAGGUGUGUCCAAGCGCAUCUCGUCCUCACUCCUGGAUAGCCUGAUCGCCACCGCCGACGUCUUGGGCGAUUGCUGUUGCUAUGCCAACCGUGAUCGGGUAACCAUAGCAACCGGCACGACCAUGUGCUACUGCUCCGGGGGUGUUGUGGUGGCCGGUGUGCUGAGUACUUGUGGAAAAGUUAUGCGCAAUCUACUGGGUAACAGCCGCACAGUUGAAACAUCAUAUCUGUCGGCCUAUGAACAGUUGUGGGGAAGAGACUCGUUGCUAUGGAAACUGCGCUCGACGUCCACACCAUUGGUUGUCAUGCAAUCGCUCACGUCUCUGUGGAGAGAUGUCAUUGGCCACGCCGAAAAUUCUCUACAAUCAGCUGAGAGGGUAUGGUCGUUGCUAGGCAACGACUUGCACACGUGCACUCGUGCUAUCGUGCGAAUGGGCAGUGUGUGUGACUAUACAAUAGACACACAGAAACACCGCAGUACAACCGGUGCCAUGAGUGCUUCUCAUGCCACGAGAUGUGCUUUCACACCAGUAGCCGAAGGAGUCGGCGUUGCCCAAUCAGUGACAGGUGGAACACGCACGCUCACAUACACCCACGCACAGGCGCGAGUGGCGCAGCUGAGUGUGUGUAUCGCCUUCGACUGCUACGUGGUAGGCGAAGUGCUCAUGGCGUGUGGGCAGCGGUGGCUGUUACACGACAGUGUGGUGCAGACCCUCGUGGGGUGUUUGAGUGUGGUGCCUGACAAACAACCGCACACACACGCAUGCGCACCUACACAUUUACAGAGGACGGGUAGGGAUGGGCUUAGCUACAGCGUGUUCGAGGUAGGUAACGCGCAGGACGUUGCCAUGGCAACGCGCGUGCACCUACUCGGGGUCAGCUCCGAGGCGUAUCUCACAUUGAUGCGCACGCUGCACUCCAUUGGCCACAGCGCCAACUUCUACCUACCCACAUCACCACAUGCCCACACACAGGACUACACCAGCACCCCUUACAGACACAUACACGCACACGCACACACACACGCACACACACACACGCGUGCGUGCACCAAGACAGCCCACACGCCAUCAAGUGCCCGCAGUUUGGCGCUGAGCUCAUCGCUGUCGAGUGCGUCUGGGAUGGGCGCUGUUUUAAGCGUCGCACGGGACGCUCUAAGCGACGCUACGGCCACGCGAGAGGUGCUGCUGAGUACGUUGGAUGUGCUGCGCCAUGUACUGGGUCUUGUGGAGAGUGCGCAGGCACUCUCUGAGAAGGAUGCCCUCCACAGCCGCCGAGCGCUCGCCACUCAGCCGUUAUGGCAGGAUGUCGUCUCUGCCGUGGCCGAUCACACACUCUCCACCGACGUCUCACUCGCAUCAUUGGCCGUCUCAUGCAUCACGCUCAUACUCAGGUUGCAUCUGACGAGUCCAAACGGCGAGAGUUCCUUAGCCAAUCAUAUUGCGUGUAGGCUUCAACAGGCGGCAACCCACACCAAUUCUGAACUUCGGGAAAGCGCCCUACUGGCAUGUUUGACGUCUCAACGAACGGUUGCCAACGGUAUCACAGAUAUUGAUACCCGUACGGAUACUGCUGGGGUGGCACUGAGUGGCGUACUACGCACAGUGCUGCAACAGUCAGCAGCACUCUCCGACGACCCACGGCUGCUGCCGAUGGCUACCCACGUCCCGGAAAUGCUCCGCAUCGUCCCGGAAUUGCAACCGGCACUGGGUGUGGACAAUAAAGGAGGAGUGAAGGGGACCGGAGGAUCGGAUGCGCCCGUUGUGCAGGUUAAUGAACGAACGGGCGAUAGUGUGGCCGCGGAGAGUGAUGUACAACCUCACACAGACACACACACGGAUGCAGACACGGCCACCCACACGGACACACUCACGCACACAGGCACGGAUACACACACGCACACAGGCACAGAUAUACACACGCACACAGAUGCAGACACGCAGGGCCAUACGCACACAGACACGCAGGGCCAUACGCACACAGACACGGGAGCCGAGACCCAGGCGGAUGUGUAUACUGACACACAGGCAUCUGGCGAGGGUUAUGGGCAGGCACACACAGACGACCACGACACGUUGACAGAUGCCAAUGGUGACACUGUCACGACUGGCAGCACCGAUGCACUGGCAACAGAACAGGAGGCUGAGGGAGCUCCACAUGACACGUCGACAAGAGGUGACACUGACACUUUGACGGGUGAGCGCGGGAGUAUGAGUGCAGAGACAGAGCCGCAGCGUCUCAACGGAACAGAUCAGAACACCGAUACAGACAAGCGCACAGACGAACGAAUGGACGAUGGUGCCACCGACACAUCAGACACACAGGGCAAUGUGCCCACUAACGAGCGCUUAUCUACAGUUUUACCUACCGAUUUACCUACCGAUUUAGCUACAGACGUACGCACUGAUUUGUCAUCAACGGGGCUGCCGAACAGGAACACAAACACAGACACGGAUGGACAGACAGCUACAGACGCAUCGUUGGAUUGUCUCACAGACGAAUCACUGCAGGCCGAGAGGGAACGUAACACGCGUGCUCAAGAACCCAAGGUGUGA
Molecule: messenger RNA, 3451 nt
Organism: Sphaeroforma arctica JP610
Lineage: Eukaryota; Ichthyosporea; Ichthyophonida
Exons: 11
Coding region: 29-3451 (1140 amino acids)
Source: RefSeq, a predicted model, not a curated record